AUGAACUCGAAAUUUUGUCAACUCUAUUAAAUAAAAAUUUAAUAAGGACCUUACAUUGUUUAUGAUAAGUAGGUUCCUGGUGCAGAUGGAAUUUACUACGCAUAUAAUUAUGAUACAAAUUAGAAUUGUUGCGCUAAAAAAAUUGAAAUUAAAGAUGAAACAGAAAGACAGAAGUAAAUUACAAACCAUGAAAAAAUGUCUACAAUAUUUCAUUAGAAUAUAUUAAGAGUCUAUAAAGUGUUGUAAAAUAAGACUGAAAUUUAUGUUAUUUAAGAAUUUUGUGAAAUGGAUUUUUAAAAAUACAUAAAUAAAAAAUCAAAUAAAUUAAAUCUCAAUGAAAUCCUGGACUUUAUUUCUUAAAUCUCUAAUGGGUACAUAGCUUUAUAAGAUUAAGAAAUUAUUCAUAGAGAUUUAAAACCUGAAAAUAUAUUAUAAAAUAUAUAACUUAUUAUUAAGAUUUGUGACUUUGGGUUGGUUAAAAUUGAUAGAAUUUAAACAAAUGGGUAGCAAGGAACUCGAUGUUAUAAAGCACCAGAAAUUACAGAUUCGAAUUAUAGUUAUGCAGCUGAUGCUUUUUCAUUUGGCUUAGUACUCUUGGAAAUCAUUAUAAAAUAGAGUUUAAAUGAAGGAUUAAAAAGGUAAUUAGUUUAGUGUUUAGAAAAAAACGAGUUUGUAUUGUGGUUUAAGAAUUUCUAGUAAAUGUAAAAUAAUAAAGAUAAUUCAAAUCCUAGUUUAGAAAACACUGACAAAUUUCUAGAAGACAUUUUGAAUAAUCUACUUGUUUAUAAUCCAAAUAAUAGAAAAACAUGGAAAUAAUUAUACGACGAAAUUGAAAAAAAAAUUAUGUAGCAAGUUGGAUUACCAAAUUGUUAAUUCAAACAAGAAUAGGAUUAGAAUUAAUUGUCAUACUAGAGUCCUUUAUCUUAAUCUUAAUGCAUUCCUACAUAAAAUCAACAACCGAAAUUUAACCCAUAAAUUAUACACACAGAUAGGCAUUCACAGACUGUUACUAAGGCACCAAAUUUUCCAAAUAAUAAUAAUUGGGUCAAAUAACAAGGAUAAUUGUCAGAACGGAAUUAACCAAAUCAGAACACCUGUGUAACCAAAUUUUUGGCUCCCCAAAUGGUUAAUAGUGGUUAAAAUAAUUAAAUUCAACAGGUCAAACAAAAUUUUCAACAAAUUCAAGGAAGCUCCAAUCCUCAAACAUUGUAAUAAUUUCUAAAGGAUAAAUGA
This is a messenger RNA of Paramecium tetraurelia, 1233 nucleotides long. RefSeq lists its product as uncharacterized. Gene Ontology annotation, cellular component: cytoplasm; autophagosome. The transcript has 3 exons. Gene Ontology annotation, molecular function: protein serine/threonine kinase activity; ATP binding. The record is from RefSeq and is a predicted model, not a curated record. NCBI's taxonomy places the organism in Eukaryota, Ciliophora, Oligohymenophorea, Peniculida, Parameciidae. Gene Ontology annotation, biological process: peptidyl-serine phosphorylation; autophagosome organization; protein autophosphorylation.